ACAGAUGGGCACCGAUGGCCCAGCCCUGCACCCUGACCCUCACCAGGGACAGGGCUCCUGGUGCCUGACGUCGGGGAAUGCUGCCCUGCGAGAAGGUGCCCGAAACAUGGAUGGGGAAAGGAUGGGCAGCACCGCCAGGAAAAUCCCAGCUUCAGCUCCCACCCGCCCCCUCCAUGUCCCUCCCUGGGGUCCCGCGGCAGAUUCAUCUUCCCCGGGAGAUUAGUGACUAAUCUCUCCAUCAUCUGCCGUCUUUCUUAUCAACGGGAUACCGAGGCCCAGCCUGGAAAUUACCAAGUCCUGCUGGUGCCAGGGUCCAGCCCCGGGGAGCACUGGGACGGGACUUCUAAAGGGGCUCCCAGAAGGAGGGGGUGAGGAAGCACGGACCGCUCAGGAGAGGGGGGAUGUUUUCCAGCCCUUGCUGACCAUCCCAUCCCCAAGAGCGGAAGGGAAGCAUCAUCCUGAGAGCAGGGAAAUCCACUGGGAAACCCCUCCUGCUCCUUCCGCCUGGCUUUGGGGCGCCUGCUCCUUCUGAUUAAAUCAUCUCAAGGUAAUUGUGCCUGUCGUUGAGACAGAUUAACAGGCCACCUUCUGCUGCUGGAGCGGGAUUGGCGGCUGCCACCGAGCUCCCAGUGCUUCCCUCCCACUGGCCACGGCGGAGGAUUCCCAUCCGCAACCGGUGGGAAGAUGCCCGGUGGCUGCCAGGGCAGAGCGGGAGCCACCACCCGAGAUCAGCGCCUGCCGGCGCGGCGGCCGCUCCGCAUGGACACGAGGACCCUGUGCCCAGCCCGGGGCUGAGCCCCGGCCCCGGCCCCGCCAUGGUGCUCCCCUGCACCCACAACAGCAUUGGCAGCGGCCGGCCGGCACUCGAGGAGCCCCGCGGCCGCAGCAACUCCAUCCCCGCGGCGCAGACCCCCACGGCCAAGCACAUGCUGGCCUACCUGCCGCGGCCGCCCACCGACACCAGCCGCUACGGCACCUUCCCCCAGAAGCCCGAUCCCCCGGCUGCCCCCAGUGCUGUAGCAGAGGACAGCCGCCCGCAAGCCGCCGCCACUGCCAAGAGAAGCGUCCUGAUGCCAAACUACCCAUCCCCCCCCCGCCACAGCAGCAUCACCCCCAGUGAGCCGUUCCUGCUGCGGAGCCACGGCAGCGUGGCCGCCCCACACCAUCCCGGUGACCUGCCCUGGUGCCCGCCGGCCGCCGUGCAGGAGAGCGGUGCCCGCUGGUGCCCGCUGCACGCCCUGAGCGUGGCCAACAUCCCCAGCUCGGUGCGCGGCAGGACCCCUGCCCGCAGCAGCGCCGCCACCGCCGUGCCCACCGCCGAGGGGCUGCAGGGCCGGCGCCGCAGGCUGCUGGAGGAGGAUGGCCCCGUGCUCCAGGCUGGCAAGCGGCAGCGGCAGCGCUAUGUGACGAAGGUGGGCAAGUGCCAGGUGAACCUGGGCAACAUCCAGGAGAAGAAGCGGUUCCUCUCGGACAUCUUCACCACCAUUGUGGACCUCAAGUACCGCUGGUUCCUCUUCGUCUUCAUGAUGUGCUACAUCGUCACCUGGGUGGUGUUUGGCACCAUCUACUUCUUUGACGCCUGGGUACGGGGCGAUGUCGGGCACCGGGGUGAUCCCGAGUGGCCGGCGUGCAUUGAGAACAUCGACGGCUUCGUGUCCGCCUUGCUCUUCUCGGUGGAAAGCCAGCGCACCAUCGGCUACGGCUCCCGGAUGGUGACGGCCAACUGUGCCGAGGGCGUCAUCCUGCUGAUGGCACAGUCCAUCGUGGGCUCCAUGAUCGACGCCCUCAUGGUGGGCUGCAUGUUUGUCAAGAUCUCCCGGCCCAAGAAGCGCGCCCAGACCCUCAUCUUCAGCAAGAACUGCGUCAUCUCCCGGCGGGACGAGCAGCUCUGCCUCAUGUUCCGUGUGGGGGACCUGCGGGACAGCCACAUGGUGGACGCCAAGAUCCGGGCCAAGCUCAUCAAGUCCCGGCAGACGGCCGAGGGCGAGUUCAUCCCCCUGGAGCAGUCGGAGCUGAACCUGGGCUACGACACGGGCGAGGACCGCCUGUUCCUGGUGGAGCCGCAGAUCAUCUGCCACGUCAUCAACCACCGCAGCCCCUUCUGGGACAUGUCGGCCGAGUCGCUGCGCCGGGAGCAGUUCGAGAUCAUCAUCAUCCUCGAGGGCAUUGUGGAAGCCACAGGGAUGACAUGCCAAGCCCGCACCUCGUACACGGAGGAUGAGAUCCUCUGGGGGUACCGCUUCGAGCCCUGCAUGUCCCUGGAGAAAGGCGCCUUCCGGGUGGACUACAGCCGCUUCGAGAUGACCUUCGAGGUGCAGACGCCGGUGGCCAGCGCCAAGGAGCUGCACGAGCUGAAGGAGCUGGAGCAGCAGGAGCACUCCACGCUCAGCCUCUACUGGGACCAUCUCCUGCAGCCCUGCGCCCUGCCGGGGCCCGCGGACGACGCUCUGCCAGGGCUGAGCAACCCCGGGAGCCGGGACGAGCUGCUCGAGAAGGGGGGCAGUGCCUGAGCCGUGCCCGGUGGGAGCCCAGCACCGACAGUGCCAUAGCCCACCCUCGCCCCCGGGGCACAAAGCAGGACAGCGGGUGAUGGACGGG
Neopsephotus bourkii (Bourke's parrot) is the source of this 2598-nucleotide messenger RNA. Its product is annotated as G protein-activated inward rectifier potassium channel 4-like. Gene Ontology annotation, biological process: potassium ion import across plasma membrane; regulation of monoatomic ion transmembrane transport. The transcript has 4 exons. Gene Ontology annotation, cellular component: plasma membrane. Gene Ontology annotation, molecular function: inward rectifier potassium channel activity. Bases 816 to 2510 code for a protein of 564 amino acids. NCBI's taxonomy places the organism in Eukaryota, Metazoa, Chordata, Aves, Psittaciformes, Psittacidae. The record is from RefSeq and is a predicted model, not a curated record.